UUGUCUUCUAAGCUUUUAGGUAUUGCCGUUAGAUUAUAAAGACAAAGUAUAAAACUAUUAGCAACCUCUAUAUGACCGAUCCCAUUCCCAUUCUCUGCGUGUAAAGUCCCAACCAUUUGUCAUCACUCCAAAACAGUCGACAAUUCUACUUUCUUUCUUCCACUUUGGCCUGCACCUUCCUCUUUCUCUCUUUCUCUCUCUCUACCUUGUAACCAACCUCACAACAACAAUUCAUAUAGCUGUUUUUCUCUUCUUUCUUUAUUUCACUAUAUCAUGAGAAUUGGAACCAAAUUGGUCUUAUUCAAAGGUGCUGCUGAAAUGGGUUUUUUAUCUAAAGAAGAGAAAUCCAAGAGAAUACUAAGGGUCGUAAAAACUCUGUUUUUCUUAAUUACUAUGAUUCUUUCUCUUCUUCUUUUCUCUGCUCCUGUUCUAUUAGUCAUCGCUGAUGCACUUCUUCCUUCCGCUCUUCUCUCUACACUCUCCGUUUCGCCUCUUUCGUUAUCGACUCUCUCUUCUCAUUUCAACAACUACGAUUUUCGUUACUCUCUCAUCGAUAUUCCACUCCUCUCAAUAAUCAGAUCCUUUAUAAUCUUCUGUGUUUAUAGUUUAUGUGAUGGGCCGAGACUUUCGAGAUCACGAGGACCGUAUUUGGGGAUUACUACGUUGUGUUCUGUUUUGUCUCUGUUGUUUGUUUCGUUUAAGGCUGUUUAUGUUUUUGGACAUGGAAGUGGUGGCUAUGUUGGAGGAUCGGAAAUUGCUUUGUUUUUGUGUUCUUGUGUGUUGGCUGUGGGACAUGUUGUGGUUGCUUAUAGAACAAGUUGUAGAGAGAGAAGAAAGCUUUUGGUUUACAAGAUUGACAUUGAAGCUAUUUCAGCUUGUACAAAUGGGUAUCAGAGGUAUCCAAAGAUUCUUCAAGAAGUGAGAACCAAAUGAUAUCACUGUGGCACUAACAGAUUAGAUUAGAGGAAUAUAUGAAAGUAUAAAUUUUACAUCUAACAGUUAUUAGUGAUUAUUAUAGUUUAGUUUACACUUCACGGCUACCAUGAAACAUAAAGUUGUUGAAUGGUGUUAUAGGUAUAUAUGUAAAACAGAGCUUCCGCUUUGUCAUUUAUGUAAUAUUCUUUUAUGUCACUUUUUUUUUUCUCUUUUUUUUUUUUUUCCUUUUGAUUUGUGUAUAUCUUAUUGUACAUAUAUAAAAUGAAUGGAUUGUUGGUUUUGGUUAAA
This is a messenger RNA of Vicia villosa (hairy vetch), 1224 nucleotides long. RefSeq lists its product as uncharacterized. The transcript is spliced from 3 exons. Lineage: Eukaryota; Viridiplantae; Streptophyta; Magnoliopsida; Fabales; Fabaceae. The coding region runs from base 274 to 933 and encodes 219 amino acids. The record is from RefSeq and is a predicted model, not a curated record.